AUGGCUUCGGAAGCAGGUGAUGAAAUUUCUCCUGCCCCUAUUCCUGGACCAGAUGAUGGCAAUCGGGCUGGAGCCUUCCUAAAGUUUUUCGCACAUAAGGCUCUGGAAUCAGAGGAAGUCUCUCGACGACGGGCAGAGGCUCAACCUCUUUAUCUGGAAGCUGCCCAGGAGGAAGCAAGACAUCGACGUGAUAUUCUGCAAAAAAUGUCCAAUAAUCCUGAAACUCCAAUUGUAAUUUCUCCUGAUAAAUCUUCCGUGAUGAUUUAUGAUAAUAUUGAAUCUGUGCUGCCUGUUGAACAUACUGCUAAUAUCAACCCUGUGUUGUCUUCUGAGAAUCCAACCUCUGUGUAUAUUGCGAAUGUUGUCUCUGAUUCUAAAAUUGUUGAAAUUGAAUCUUCUGAUACUAUGCAAGAGUCGAACAAGUUUGAUCAAUUGAGUCUGAUUGUGUAUACUGCGGAUGUUAAAUCCUCUGUUCCAUUGGUUGAGACUGUGUCUGUGGAACCACAAAUAUUAUCUGAUGAGCCUGCACCUGCUGAAAUUGUGGUACCUCGUACAUCUGAUUCGAUUGAUGGGAUUCCUGUUUAUACAUUCGCUACUGUGCGUGAAAGCCUGGAACAAGCUCGAUAUUUCGCUGGUCUGCCUUCUUCUUCUGUACCUGAACCUUCCAAAAUUAUUCCUAAACCUGAACCCUCUGAGCAGUUGGAUAGUGAUGAUGAAAGAAUUCUGACUGAAGUCUACGGUUCGAAGGCUCCAAUCUCUGUCUCUGACAAGCCUCUUACUGUGGAAGAGACGGCUCACCCAGACUCAUCUACCUUUAGAAUUAGAGAUGUCUCAAAUUUGCUUGCAACUUCUUCUACUCCUUUGUCUGAGUCCAGUCUAUGUGUCUCUCUAUGUCCAAAAGAUAGGUCUCCUGUUAGAGAAACCAUAAAGUCCAAGCGCAAAGGAGUCCCGGGGAAAAUAAGUGUGAACUCUGGUGAUGACGAUGCUGAGGAGGAUCAACCAAUGAAGAAAAGGCGUUCAGCUGAUUUAACAAAAGCUGAAAGUGAUCCCCCUGUGCAACAAGUUUUUAAGACUUUGCGCUCAUAUGUUAAGUCAAAGGUUCCUGCUACCAUAUCGACCGGUGUCACCAGGAAAGUGAAGGGUUCAAUCAAGACAAGAGGUAGAAGUGUGCUUCCUGUGAUUCAAUCUGCUGCAGAAAGUCCGGACACUUCCAUCUACGUGCCACAAUUUGUCUCUGCUGCUGCUAAGGAUAAAUGGUCUACGAUGGAAGUUGGUUUGAUGAAGAGUAUCACCUCCGAGUGUCCUUACUCGAAGCUUCUGACUUACGAGUUCUAUUGCAACCUUAAUGAAGAAAUCGACAAUCUUUCGGGUAAACGGUGUCUCCAAAUCUUUAUUCGAGGGAAACAGUUUGUGUUUGGACCAGAUGUGAUUAAUGAUUUCUAUGGUCUGAAGGCAGUUGAUGAGGAAGGUCUUACAGAUUGGGACUUAAUUGUGAACACUCUCACUGGUGGACAAACUCCUUAUUGGCCCACAGGUGAUCCAGACACCUUGUCCUGUUCUCAAUUGGCUGCCAUUCUGUUUCGCAUUGGUACCAAAAUGUGUGUUGACCUUGGCAAGUGGAUCUUCGAUCAUAUUCUCACUCUGAUACAUCCUCGAGAGAAAAAGGUCAGGCUUCCCUAUCCUAAUCUUAUCUUCGGAGUUUUGACAGCGCAGGGCUUAGUGCCUAUGCCAAGUGAGAUUGUGCUUCCAUCCUUGCUUUACACUGUUGAUCCACGCCUACUGGCUGGCAAGCAUAUUAAGGAUGUCUCACCGGUUCUUUCUACUCCGAAUGAUGAUACCAAUGUUGCGGCUUCGUCUUAUGAUAAUGAUGUGCAGCUGUCUCUACGCUUGAAGGCUCGUGUGUCGGAACUCGAAACUGUGAGCAACGUUAUCACCAAGCAGCUAAAUUCAGCCCGCACUGACCUUGCAAUAGUUCUGCUCCGGCUAAGUCUGACUGAUUCUGCUGCUGCUGCAAAUGUAAAGUCUGAUAGUGAGGACCUCCAGGGUGCUUGA
This is a messenger RNA of Ipomoea nil (Japanese morning glory), 2052 nucleotides long. RefSeq lists its product as uncharacterized. The record is from RefSeq and is a predicted model, not a curated record. The transcript is spliced from 3 exons. Lineage: Eukaryota; Viridiplantae; Streptophyta; Magnoliopsida; Solanales; Convolvulaceae. The coding region runs from base 1 to 2052 and encodes 683 amino acids.